CAAAGCUACGCCCAUAUAUAUACCAAUGGCUAGUUAAACUUAAAAGGGGAAAAAAGAUUGGUGUUGUAAUUAAGUGCUUGUAACAUGGCAAAAGUUUCAUCUGAUUUCGAUUUUGCAGAAGAGGUUUAUUGGUCAGUCCUUGAUGGAAACGAAGGAGGUAAUUUGGAAGACCUAGAUGCCCUGUUAGCUGAAAAGUUGCAAUUUCAAGAAGCAAUAUUCUUGUCGGUCAAAGAAAACGUCUCAUCUUCGUCCUCAACCUCAAGCUCAACGUUGAAGGUGACAAGUUCGUCGAUGCCUGAGCACAACAAGCCAGGGAAAUCUAAAAAAAGAGUCGGUCCAUCCUCCUUAAGUUACUGUGAGAUAUGUUAUGAUAGAAAAGAAAGGCAUCAAAUGUUCAGAAUCUCGGGUUGCUCUCAUUCAUUUUGUGCUGGUUGUAUUAGCACAUACGUAAAGACAAGGCUAGAGCAAAACAUAACCAUAAUCAUGUGCCCAAGGGAGAACUGCAAAGUCCCAUUGGAGCUUGAAGCGUGUAAGCCUCGGUUUCCUAAAGAGGUGAUCGAACUUUGGGGGGAUUUACUACGCGACGAACUACUUUGUGCGACGGGUGGGCAACUUUACUGUCCUUUCAAGGAUUGUUCAGCUUUGUUGCUGAAUGAUAACCACGAAGUCAUAGCAGAAACAGAGUGCCCCUACUGCCACAGGUUGCUCUGUGCUCGAUGUAAAGUUUCAUGGCAUUCAGGGAUCAGCUGUGAGGAAUAUCAGAAGCUGAGCGAAGAUGAGAGAGGAAGUGAAGACCUGAUGGUGAGGAACCUUGCCAAAGAGAAAAAAUGGAAUCGUUGUCCUCGUUGCCAUAUCAUAGUUGAAAGAACCGAAGGUUGCCUACAUAUGACUUGCUGGUGUAAGUACGAAUUUUGUUAUGCGUGUGGAGCAGAGUGGACUCAUUAUCAUGGUGGCUGUCAGGGCAACUGAGAAGACAAGUGUAGAAUGUAGAUAUGACAAGGAUAACAUAAGAAUGAGAAACAGCAGUUAGUGAUAUUGUGUUUCUUUUUUCAAUAAUUGGAAGUCACUCUUAGCAUUCAGAUGGAAACCAAGAGAACUUGUCCUGAAGUUUGGGUUUUCUGUUAAAUGCUUUGGUACAGAAUUGUCACUUUCUGAAUGUCAUUUGGCUUUGUUUUGCUGCAAUCUGAAAGUAAUUUUAAAGAGAUUUCUGCAAAA
Molecule: messenger RNA, 1215 nt
Organism: Gossypium raimondii (Peruvian cotton)
Lineage: Eukaryota; Viridiplantae; Streptophyta; Magnoliopsida; Malvales; Malvaceae
Product: E3 ubiquitin-protein ligase RSL1
Exons: 2
Coding region: 85-969 (294 amino acids)
Biological process (GO): protein polyubiquitination; positive regulation of proteasomal ubiquitin-dependent protein catabolic process; ubiquitin-dependent protein catabolic process
Cellular component (GO): ubiquitin ligase complex; cytoplasm
Molecular function (GO): ubiquitin protein ligase activity; ubiquitin conjugating enzyme binding; zinc ion binding
Source: RefSeq, a predicted model, not a curated record